AUGCCUAACCAACCACAACCUCGUAAACCGACAAGAGGCCGCACGGCUCCCAGAUUCAUGGAGUGUAAGUAAAGUUUUCCAUAUUUUUCUCGGAAACAAAACCUUCUUGUUGCAGUGUCUGAAAAAGUGGACUUCACGGUGUGCGGUUGGAUACUCACUAUCUUCUCGUAUGUCCUCGCAGUUCUCACACUGCCAGUAUCGAUAUUUCUAUGUGUAAAGGUUUCCCAUGUCAUGAAUUUCGCAUUCGUUUCGACGAGAUUACUUGCAGGUUGCACAAGAAUAUGAGCGAGCUGUGAUAUUCCGGCUAGGACGGGUGAAGCCGGGAGGGGCCCGUGGUCCCGGUUUGUUCUUUGUAGUUCCCUGCAUAGAUUCGUACAAGAAAAUUGACCUCCGUACACUUUCAUUUGAAGUUCCCCCACAAGAAUUACUAUCGAAGGAUGCAGUGACGGUCGCUGUCGAUGCUGUCGUAUUUUUUCGAAUUUCAAACGCAACUAUCUCGGUGAGUGCAAAUCUCGAGAUUCAAAUAUUUCUCAUGGCUCCUUUUUGACAAAUGCCGUUUUUUUUUCUGACAGUUUUUCCCUGGAGUAUCGAAAAUUUCUCAUUUUUGGACCUCUACAUUGUUCAGGUCAUCAACAUUGAAGACGCCGCCAGAUCCACAAAACUGCUCGCUCAAACCACUCUCAGAAACAUCCUCGGUACAAAAACGCUGACAGAAAUGCUCUCCGACAGAGAUGUGAUAUCUCUCCAAAUGCAGGUCCGUCUCUAACACCGACACUAACGUCUCCCCAAGCCCCUACAAGAAAAAAACAUCAAUCUUAUAGGCCACGCUCGACGAAACCACAAUCCCUUGGGGUGUGAAAGUGGAACGCGUUGAAAUGAAGGAUGUUCGACUGCCGUACCAAUUGCAACGAGUAAUGGCCGCUGAAGCAGAAGCGACCAGGGAUGCAAUGGCUAAAGUUGGCAUGAUCGUAUAGUUUUCACACAAAAUGCCGGAACACGUCUUCCAGAUAAUUGCUGCUGAAGGAGAGCAAAACGCGUCAAGAGCACUGGCUGAGGCGGCUGAUGUGGUAUGAAAAGGACAAAAUCACAGAAUCGAAUCAUGGUUAUCCCUUUCAGAUCUCGACUUCACCCUGUGCGAUUCAAUUGCGGUAUUUACAAACUCUAAAUAGCAUUAGGUAACUAAUUCAGCAUAGCUCGUGACAGAAAACACACAUUUCUUUCAGUUCCGAGAAAAACAACACAAUCGUGUUCCCAUUCCCGAUGGAAAUGAUGUCGAGAUUCAUAAAAGGCAAGAAGAAGAACGUGAUGAAUAGGUGAAAAGCUCCGGCAUUGUCGUGUUAACCUUCCCAAUAUUCUUUUCAGAAUAAGUGCUCUGAAGUACAGCUAA
Caenorhabditis sp. 36 PRJEB53466 is the source of this 1387-nucleotide messenger RNA. The record is from the annotation of a GenBank genome assembly. Lineage: Eukaryota; Metazoa; Nematoda; Chromadorea; Rhabditida; Rhabditidae.